Teleopsis dalmanni is the source of this 5002-nucleotide messenger RNA. It is a transcript of the gene Cap-D2, whose product is annotated as condensin complex subunit 1. NCBI's taxonomy places the organism in Eukaryota, Metazoa, Arthropoda, Insecta, Diptera, Diopsidae. Gene Ontology annotation, biological process: mitotic cell cycle; mitotic chromosome condensation; meiotic chromosome condensation. The record is from RefSeq and is a predicted model, not a curated record. The transcript is spliced from 8 exons. The coding region runs from base 191 to 4465 and encodes 1424 amino acids. Gene Ontology annotation, molecular function: histone binding. Gene Ontology annotation, cellular component: nucleus; condensed chromosome, centromeric region.
UUUCCAAGUUGAUUUCAAAGUUUUUAGAAAACAAAAAUUACUUCCCCUACGUACUGCACAUUGCGCUGCCCAACACUGUCAAUAUUUGACAUUUCUUUCGACGCCAGUUUUACCGUUUAAACGCUUGUAAUAUAUUUAAUGGUUUGGUUUAAGAUUUCAAUUUUCAGCCAGUUUUAUUGUAAAGUUUAAAAUGAAUUUUAGUUUUUCAUUGCCUUUAAAAAGCUCAGAUCUACUAAAUAGUAGUGGUGAUAAUUACUACGUAAAACAUGUCUAUACUUCAGAUGAAAUUCCUGACAAACUUAAAGAGUGUAGAGAAUGCCUUCACAAAGAUGAUCCAUUCUAUAUAUUGGAUCACUUUGACACGUACUAUUCUGUUAUGGAGUGUGAAAGCAGUGAUAUCAGUGCUAUGAAAAAUUUAUCGCGUUCAUUUGAUAUGCUAUAUCUUACUGUGGAUAAAUUGGGUAAAGAAUUAUCGGCUAAAUUAUCAAAGGACAAUAAUGCUUUCCCAGAAAGAAGUAAUUAUUUGACUCUGUCAAAAAUGUUAUUGUACCUAUUUACACACACUAUGAAGCGCAUAGAAGUGGUCAUAACAAAUAGACAACGGGAACUAAAUGUGAAUGCAGUUAAGAAGCGUGGUAAACACCAUGAAGCACAGGAUCACCAGUUUGAUUGGGAUAAGAAAAGAGGUCAGUUUCUGGUGCAAAUGUUUAAUAUAUUACAGCUUCCCUUAGAAAAGCUAUGGAUGCCACCAGUGGUCGAUUCAAAUUUCGUAGAAAUGAUUACGGAACGCUGCUACAAUACUAUUUCAUCUAUACCUAUGCGUGCUGAUAAUAAAAAUGUCAUUGACAGUUCUUUUCAAAUAAUUGGAGUCGCAAUUAAACGCUACAGUCAUGCUAUUUCAUUUCCUGUACAAAUUUUAUAUAUAUUAAGCAGAACAGAGCACACAGCAAGUUCAAUUGCCCAUGGCAUAGCGUUAUUGAAUGAAGAGUGUGGUAUUAAUACUGCAUUUUCGGUUCUCAUAAAAGAUAUUACGGAUACGCUUACUGGUGAAUCUACUGACACUGCAGUCUCACGAAAUUUUUCAAAUUUUUUAAUAGAACUAGCUGCCCGUUCUCCAGAACUUAUGAUACCACAUUUAUCAAAUCUUAGUGAAGAACUUUUAAAUUGUGAAUCGCAUGUUAUACGAAAUUGCAUACUACAGAUUAUGGGGGAUGCUAUUGUUGGUAAGUUAACAUCAGAGGAGUUGCCUGAAGAAAUGAAAGAAGCGCGCGAUGAUUUUCUUGAUUUACUUUUAUCACAUAUUUGUGAUGUAUCUGCCCAUGUCCGUGCUAAGGUAUUGAAUAUAUGGCAUAAUUUAAAGCAAGAAAAUGCUGUACCUCUGUCUUUGCAAAUAAAAGUACUUUGCGAAACUGUUGAUCGGUUGGAGGAUAAAACCGCAAUAGUUCGUAAGCAAGCUAUUCAGUUAAUUAAAGCAUUUUUGGAAUGUAAUCCAUUUGCUGCGAAUUUAUCAUUAGAAGAAUUAAUUAAAAAGCACGAAGAUGAAGCAAAAAAUAUGAAUGAAUUAAAAGCAACACUUGCGGAAGAAAGGGAAAAAACCGAACAAAUAGAAGAGCAGUGGAAUAUAAUAUUACCAGAAAUUGUUCCACUUAUAGAUGAGAAUUUGCAACUUCAAAGUACUCAAGAAUAUGAAACGCAAGAGAGUUUAGAAGACCUUGUCAAAGGAAUUUGUCAGCUUUUACUGGAUAAAAAGUAUAAAGAAGCAAUUAUAUUGCUAAGAAAAGUUGAUUACGUGCAUGGAAAUUCCGAAUUAAGAUAUACACUACCCCUUGAAGAGCAAGUGACAUAUUAUGUAGCCUUAUUUAAGACUUAUAUAUUUUUAGCAAACGGAUGUAAAAAUGAUAACGAAAAACUGGACACUAUGAUAAAAACCGUAAAGUUUCUUGAAGACUCCAUAGAAUUUUCAAAAGUUCUUACAAGAGCAGUACCAAAAAUUCUUGAUAUGUUGCUUUCAAAAACAAUAUCUGAUGUUUGUGAAGCUGUUGAUCUUUUUACGACUGGAUAUUUAUUUGGAGUGAAAGGUAUGGAAGCUGGUAUGCAAAGAAUGUUGUUGUUGGUUUGGUCAUCAGAGAAGGAAAAACGAGACUUUGUAUCUAAUGCAUAUAAGAAAGUUUUGUUUACGACAGACUUAACUGGAAGAGCUCAUGCUGUUAAAGUAAUUCAAAAUUUGUCACGUUUUAUCCAAACUAUUGAAUAUGGUCAUUUUCUUGCCCUGGAGUGUUUAAUUGAAGAAUGGGUAUCAACAGACGACAUGGAUGCUUUAAUUAUACAAGUUCUUUUUGAAAUUUUUACAAUGAAAAUUGAGGGAACCACAACUGAAGAGUCUUGUUUAGCUUUAGAAUUGCUUGUUAUGUGUUCUAGUUCAAAGCCCUCAAUUGCAUCAGCUAAUUUAAACAUUAUUGAAAUGGUUGGGCUUGGUGAACGCGGAAGGCGGAAUCCACGUUUAUAUGCUAAAUGUUUGCAAUUUAUGAUGAACUCGAUUGAUCAUACCGCAAACUCAAAAUAUUAUCAACGUUAUGAUUGUGAUAGUCCCAUAGCAACAAAUGUUUUUGAUAUGUUUAUGAAAUUCUUUUUUCAUCCGCUUUUGCCAGAUUUCGAGCUCGUAGCUACAAAGACAUUUGAAUUCUUCUAUACUCUAUGUCAAAAACCAGAUAUUAUUUGUCAAAAAAUGAUCGUUGACUUGAUGGGAAGAAUGUUGAAAAGUAUUAAAAAGACCACUGUAAACCCUUCAUCGCUACCUUCAGCAUCUCAAUCAAUGAGUUCGCAACCUUUACUUCCAAGUCAGAACAAGGAAUAUAAAACCAUGAAAGCUUUCCUAUUAACUCGUUUCGUAUACAUUAUUGGGUACAUAACUUUAAAGGAACUAAUAUUUCUUGAUGUUGAUGUUUAUAAUAAUAUGAAGUAUAUUCAGGAACUUGAGGACUGUGAACUAAAGAAAAAGGAGCACAGUGCUUUGCGAAAAAAUGGUAAUUUAAAUAUGUCAGCAACUGAAUCAUUAAAACGUUUAUCUGGUAGUGCUGCGGAGCCUCAGCAAGAACCUGACGAAGAUCUUGUUGGUGCUACUGCAGAAGACAAUAUAGCAGAGCUUAUAAAUGAAAUCUGUGAGGAAAGAUUGUUGUUCGACAAAAAAAGUCUUUUAAGAGUUAUGGUUAAGCUGGUGUUACGAAUUUGUCAACAUCCUAGUAAAUUUAAGGAAGAACAUCUUCAACGUGCUGCAACAUUGACUUUAGUACGAUUUAUGUGUGUUUCAAGUAAAUUCUGCCACAGUUAUAUGCAGCUCUUAAUGAAUAUUUUAAAUAAAACAAAGGACACUGUUAUCAAAAGUAAUAUUGUAAUCGGUUUAUCUGACUUAACUUUUCGGUUUCCAAAUGAAAUCGAACCAUGGACUGGACAUUUAUACCUAACGUUACAAGAACAGAAUGAAGAGGUUCGUUUAACAUCUGUUAAAAUGAUUUCCCAUUUAAUUUUGCACGAAAUGAUUCGUGUUAAGGGACAAAUAGCAGAAUUAGCAAAAUGUAUUGUAGAUCCAAGUGAUGACAUUAAGAACAUGACACGUCAGUUCUUUAAAGAAAUAUCCACCAAAUCAAAUAUAUUAUACAAUGUAUUACCCGAUAUUAUAUCUAACUUGGGGGAUAUCAAUACCAAAUUACCUGAGGAAAAGUAUCGAACUAUAAUGAAGUACAUAAUUGGAUUAAUCCACAAAGAUCGCCAAGUUGAAACUUUGGUAGAAAAAUUAAGUAUGCGUUUUCAAGUGUCACAUGCGGAGCGUCAAUGGCGUGAUACGGCCUACUGUCUUAGUUUACUAACCUACAAUGAAAAAACAAUAAGAAAACUUAUCGAUAAUAUACAUCUCAUUAAGGAUAAAGUGCAAGUAGAUGAGGUAUAUCAAUCGUUUAAGUUAAUUAUUUCAAAUACUUCGAAGCUGGCUAAACCGGAAUUGAAAACAGUAGUAACAGAGUUGGAAUCGCGUAUUAAUGAAUGUUUGGAAGUGCGUGAUGAAGGCGAUGAGGGCGGUGAAAACAACGUUAAUAAUGUGGAUCAUGGAUCAAACAAAUUAAAAUCACAAACUUCACAAAAAACAACGACGCGGAAGAAGAGGGCUGUGCGACGUAAAGAUUCGUCCGAUGAUGAAAAUAUGUCAUUAUCUGAAAGUGAUAAUGAAGUUCCAACAAAAACAAAGAAUGCUAACAGUAAAUCUACAAAAAAACCACAAAAUGUAUUAGAAAGCAGUUCCUCCGAUAGGUCAGAAUCAGAAGAAGAACUACCGGGUAGAGGAAAAAAUGCGAAACAACAAGCCGCUAGUCGUCCAACAACGAGUAAAAAUCGAGGAAAAAUUGUAGAGGAUACUACAACAAGUUCAGAUGAUUCCCACCCGAAAAAACGUCAAAAGAGACUUGAUCGAAGAUAAACUUUUAUUUGAAGAAGAUUUUAUAUAGUUUUUUAUAUAUAUUAAAUUUAAUACAAUAACAUUUGAAUGUAUACUUUUAUGAGCAGUUAUUUAAGAUGCUAAAUUCUGUUAUGAUUUUUCUUUCCGUUUCUGCACUGAAACACAACAUUUAACUGCUCUACUAUGUUGUACUCUGCUCUUUUAUUUCAUGGAGCACGAGAUAAGGGCAAGAACAACAGAAACAUCUGUUUUAAAAUGUGACUACUACUGCGAAAAUGAAUAGCAAUUAUUUUAGUUUUUUGCUCUUGUUCUUGCUCUUUUUUGGUGCUUUAAGAAAUCGAAGCGCAGAAUAUAUUAAAUGAAAGUGGCUUAAAUUAUGAGUCUUUGCUCUCAUAUAUGCUCCUUUCAACUCAGUGUAGAAUUAGAAUCAGAAUCGGAAUCAUGUGUGCGAUUACUGCUUUUGAGUAAGCAUUGCUUUUUUCAAAUCCUGUUUAUUUGUAAGAGAAUAUUGUUUAAUUUUUAAUAAAAAAUUGUGACCUGUCACAGUCUUUUACAGUA